AUGUGCGGUCCAACCCCAGCGCUGAAGUGUGUGUGUGUGUGUCAGAUCCAUUCUAUAAUUGCCUGCCUCUUGUAUCUCCACAGGUACCAGCAGCUACACUUUGACUAUCAUGCAGAAAUUGUGGCUUUUUCCAAACGUCUAAAUGAAUCCUUUGCCACUGAGCUUCUAAAAACUGCAUUUGUGAACCAUUCCUAUGUGGUAAAAGAAGAGAGAGAACGCCAUGAGCUUGGUUUAGAUAAAGAAACCGCAAGCUUGAACCUACAAGACAACAGAGAGCUUGCACAACAUGCUUUGGACUUUACGGUUCCUUAUCUUACAAGUACAAUACAACAAACCUUCCCUAACCUCCCUAUUGUUGGAGUGAAAGCAUUAGUUGACUACCUCACCUGCCAGCAAGUUUUGUGUCAUAUCGCUAAUAAUCUUGGGGUUGGGGACCUAACACUGAGCUCUGAAUGUCCUUUGUCUCCAGAGACCCUACAAAGAACCUUCUGUGGAGUUAUUGGAGCCCUUCUGCAAAGCUCUGGUGCUGAUGCAGCUGGGGUAUUUCUCCAGGAUUUCCUCAUUCCUGAACUGAUUGGCAAGGAUCUGUUUGAUAUCUGGUCUGUUAUGGAUCCUAUGUCUUUGUUGGUUGAACAACUGUCAAAGCGAAAUGUACCACCUCCUGAACCCAGGCUUACAAGGCAAUCUGGAACCAGCACUGUGCUGCCUGUCUAUUUUGUGGGUCUCUAUUGCAAUAAGCAGUUAAUUGCAGAGGGACCAGGAGAGACCAUUUUUGCUGCAGAAGAGGAGGCAGCUCGGGUGGCCUUAAGGAAGAUGUUUGGAUUUGCAGAAAACAGGCGGCCGUGGGAUUACUCUACAAGUAGACAAGGGCCUGGAGAUUGCACCACAUUAAAUGCUGUGUGUUAA
Molecule: messenger RNA, 906 nt
Organism: Staurois parvus
Lineage: Eukaryota; Metazoa; Chordata; Amphibia; Anura; Ranidae
Source: the annotation of a GenBank genome assembly